This is a messenger RNA of Trichoderma reesei QM6a, 336 nucleotides long. RefSeq lists its product as uncharacterized. The transcript is spliced from 2 exons. Lineage: Eukaryota; Fungi; Ascomycota; Sordariomycetes; Hypocreales; Hypocreaceae. The record is from RefSeq and is a predicted model, not a curated record. Bases 1 to 336 code for a protein of 111 amino acids.
AUGGCUCGCUCAUCCCGCGCCACUCGCCCUCCCCCCCUGGAGCUCGACGACGCUGCCCUGGGCAUCCUGGAAUGCUCCCGCGACUCGCUCGACUCACCCAUCUUUUCUCCCUCAAAGAGAGUCGGGACAAGCUCCACCGCCGCCACAAGCCCCCAGUCCAUCUCCUCCCCCCAGCGCAGGACCUCGUUCGGCUUCAUCAAGUCCUCGCCCACCGUCAACGUCCACACCACCUGCGGCCGCCACACCGACCAGCUGCUCUUUGGCGGGCCCUCCCUCUCCGGCCUGGCGCGCGCUUUUCUGUGGAAGAAGAAGCAGAGGCGGGUUUCGAGCGACUGA